This is a messenger RNA of Stylophora pistillata, 918 nucleotides long. RefSeq lists its product as uncharacterized. The record is from RefSeq and is a predicted model, not a curated record. NCBI's taxonomy places the organism in Eukaryota, Metazoa, Cnidaria, Anthozoa, Scleractinia, Pocilloporidae.
UGCGAGACAGAAAGAUAUGUAAUCUCUUCAAGAGUUGCGGUGGACAACAACUAAAUAAAGCUCACUGGCGUGCAUUAAAUUUCGCGGCCUUAAGCAACACAAGAUGAAAAUCGUCCUUGUGAGUUGUUUCUUGAUCUUUGCCAGUGUUUCUGUAGCGUUCGUGAAUGGAAGAUAUUUGAUAGGGAAAGACUUGUCAGAAAGCCUCGAAGAUGAACUGAAUGAGCUUGAGCCCUGGGAGCUUGAAGACCCCAAAGGGGGACAUAAACCACGUCCUGUCAAAUCUUUAAAAGGUGCUAUUGAACUUUUGUUAGCUUGUUUCCAAGGAGAACAUGGUCAGAUGAAAGCGGGAUGUAUGGAAAAAUUUAAAAAAGCACUGCCCCAGGGUCAAUCCAAUAAUGAGAGAGUGAUUGAAUGUGUCAAACAAAGUUUUCAGGAAUGCGAAGGGGAACCAACGGGGCACAAACCUAUCAAUUGCAUAAUGCGUUUCAAACGCCGCUGCAUGAAAGACAAAUUAGAUGGCUCUGACGAAUUAGAUGGCUCUGGACGCUAGUUAAAAUUUCCUGUAUAGCCAUUGUGGCCACUGUGUGUCAUAAACACCAUCGGUGUAGAUGAAAGAAGCUGUAUCUAGCUAAAUAAAUCUUCAAGAAAAAAAACCAACUCCUGCAUAAUAUUUCUCCGUAAUUGUUCAGUGGUCAAAUUUAAUGACCUACUGACCCAUAGUACUCUGUAUCCCUUAUAGAAAGGAAAUAUUCAUUUGAGUCAAAUUUUAUAUCUUACAAAAUUCGCUGCUAAGCACGGGCUAUUGGCGGUUCUCGAGACACGAACAUGAGCUCAGCUUAUGGCCUUGUGGGUAUGAAAGUACUUAUAUGUGAAAGUACUUAUAUGUGACAUCCAACUGAAACCUUCUCUCAAAAAUAA